GAUUCUGCUUUUACUUUCAAUCCCAGAAUUUAUCCAAGUAAUUCUUGAACUCUAUUAAAGUACAUCCAUAAUUUUCCUGUAAUUUUCUACUAAAGGAAAGCUGUCUGCAACAGUAACUCUUUGUCUUGGGCUUUUUCGAGAUAGAGUUGCUUGAUUUUGGUGUACAUGGCUGUAGUACCAGUAUGCUACAAAAUGCCAUAUAAAAAUCAUCUUCUUACUUCUCAACAUUCAGUAAGACAGCAUGAGAGAAGUCUUGUGUGUUUAUGUUUAGCCUUUCCACAAGGCUGUAUUUUCAGUGAUACACGGAAAAGUUGGCAAGUCAUAUGCCCCACUGCUGAUAUUUUAUUGAAAAGAAAGAUGGGAGGACUGAAUGCCUCUAAAGGAGCAUUUCUCAACCAAGGCACUUCUAAUGUUCAGAACAUGACUGAAGCAUCCGCCGUACUUAGAGUCUGGAGCAUGAAAGGAGAAAAUUCCAGCAUGGGUUCGCAUGCAUCAAAGACUAGUAUUAAUGAGAAGCAAUUGAGGUUGCUAGAUUCUUAUUUUGGAAAACUCCAAGGUGAUGCAAAUCAGCCUUCUACAGAUUCUUCUGAUGAGACAACGAAGUUAGGAAAUAAAAGCAAAGAAAUCAACCCCACAGAGGAACUGCAAUCUCUUAAUUCUUAUCUUGACAAACUUAGCAAAGAUUCAAACUUGGAAAAUUAUGUAUCAUCAACUUCUGAUGAUCUAACUACUGAAUCAGAAAAACUGGUCUCAGUCUAUGAAGAUUCUAAAAGAGGUGAGGAGGAGAAGCCGAAAAGUUUUGUUAAGUUGAGAGAGAAGGAUGCCAAUAGGGGUUUAAGAAGGUCUCAGGCCUUGCAGCAAAAUGAUGAAACCUCUGAUCUGUACUUAACGAGUAUUUUGGUUUCUAUAAAUAUCGCUGUUUUUCUGUUUGAACUAGCGAGUCCAGUUAGAAAUUCCGAGUUUGAGCUAUUCACUCUCCCAUUAUUAUAUGGAGCAAAGAUAAAUGAUCUGAUCCUGGUUGGAGAAUGGUGGAGGCUACUGACACCAAUGUUUCUGCACUCAGGAGUGUUUCAUAUGGCUCUUGGAUGCUGGUCACUUCUUACUUUUGGACCUCAAGUUAGCCGAGGUUACGGUUCAUUUACGUUUGUCUUGAUCUUCAUACUUGGAGGAAUUUCUGGCAACUUGACAAGCUUCCUCCACACACCAGAGCCAACUGUUGGUGGAACAGGACCUAUAUUUGCCAUAAUUGGAGCUUGGCUUGUUUUUCAAAUGCAAAAUAAAGAUGUAAUUGCGAAGGAUAUUUCAGAGAGUAUGUUCCAGAAGGCAAUAAUCAUAACUGGUCUCAGCUUCAUAUUGAGCCAUUUCGAACCGAUCGAUGACUGGACACAUUUAGGAGCAACCUUAACAGGGAUAGUCUAUGGAUAUUUCACUUGCCCUACACUGCAACUGGAUAAUGCAUCUUCAAGAAGUGGUCAAGAUGAAGGCGUUGCAUUCGUUAGAGGAUAUGCUAAUUCUUGUAAAUCACUCAUUUUGUUUGCUGUCCUCAUUGUCCUUUUAAUUUCUUUACUUUUCUUUAUUGAACCUCCUCUAGACACUUUAGAGCCUGAUGACUUGGCAUGGUUUUGGAAACAGGAUGCAAUACCUUAGAAAUGGCUGCGGGUCACAUAUGAUCUAUAUGUAGGAAACAAACACAAAUAUUUGUAUACACAUAAUAUAAUUAUAUCCUUCUGUUAUCCCUCAA
Messenger RNA from Ricinus communis (castor bean), 1741 nucleotides. RefSeq names its product RHOMBOID-like protein 9, chloroplastic. The record is from RefSeq and is a predicted model, not a curated record. Gene Ontology annotation, cellular component: membrane. The transcript has 7 exons. Gene Ontology annotation, molecular function: serine-type endopeptidase activity. Lineage: Eukaryota; Viridiplantae; Streptophyta; Magnoliopsida; Malpighiales; Euphorbiaceae. Bases 166 to 1647 code for a protein of 493 amino acids.